AUGUAUUCCUACUAUUGGGAUCCAGAAGAGGACAAGUUACCUUCAUCCACACUGUUGAAGUAUUACAUCUGUGAUGCGGCAUUCAUGCUUGUCCCUCUUGCUACUCUCACUCUCUUACUCGUCGCUCUCACUCUUUUGCUUGUUGCUCUCACUCUCUUAGUCAUUGCUAUCACUCUCUCCGCUAUCACUCUCGCUCGGUUGUCGCUAUUACUCUCUUGCUUGGUCAUCACUAUUACUCUCUUGCUUGGUCAUCACUAUCACACUCUCAGUCGUCACUAUCACACUCUCGGUCAUUGCUAUCACUCUCUCGGUCAUUGCUCGUUACUCUCAUUCCCUCGGUCAUCGGUCAUCAAGUGCAAGCCUUGUGAUCAUAGCUAA
Suillus fuscotomentosus is the source of this 378-nucleotide messenger RNA. RefSeq lists its product as uncharacterized. The coding region runs from base 1 to 378 and encodes 125 amino acids. NCBI's taxonomy places the organism in Eukaryota, Fungi, Basidiomycota, Agaricomycetes, Boletales, Suillaceae. The record is from RefSeq and is a predicted model, not a curated record. The transcript has 3 exons.